Molecule: messenger RNA, 324 nt
Organism: Paramecium tetraurelia
Lineage: Eukaryota; Ciliophora; Oligohymenophorea; Peniculida; Parameciidae
Exons: 3
Source: RefSeq, a predicted model, not a curated record
AUGCUAAAGGUAAUUGGCUUUUUAUUAUUAAUUCACUCUGCCAUCUCAUUAAUUAGAUAUAGAAAGCAUUUGAUCUACAAGGAUAUGGCAGAUUAAUACCAUAUCCCACUGGAUAUCUUAUUAGAAAUAAUUGUUGGAUUUACUUUGAACAUGUUUUUCGGAGUUAUUUUGGAUAAAAAAUUUACUAACAUUCACCUCUUUCCUCACAAGAAAACAUAUGACUAGGCAUUCUAAAGACCUAAUUUCAGAUAACCUGGUGGUCGAGGAGGAGUGUUAUAAUCUGUUGUAAGAGAUAAAAUUGGAAAUUUUGAUAUAUAAAAUUGA